UAAAUGUCCAUGGCGUAGAAAAUGGUCGCCAUUUGGCGGUUGAUGUAGGGCAGCAACGGCUUGUUUCCAAAUUCUCUCUGCAGAAUCAUUAGAUUCGUUUACCGCUUUUAGAUCCAAAAGAACAUCAGUGCAAAAAAAGUAUAAUGAAAGAGCGUGUAGGAUCAGGUGUUUUACAUAAAAAAGCCUGAAACUUUAAUUAACUUUACAAACUUCAUUCCAAGUGUAAUUUGAAAAGAAAGUUAGAAAUUUACUAACUUUAUUCUGAUUCUUAAUGUUUUUGCUGAUUACUUGACUUGUUUCCGUAAAAAAAAAAGAAGUUUUAAUUCUUUAACUUGGAAAAAAGUAUAUAUCUGGUGGUUACAUAAAUGGAGUGAAAGUGAAAGGGAAGACGUGUGAUGGGCAGUGGGUGGAGGCUAUGGAUCUGGAGGAGCUGCAUUUUGCGGAUGAUUCAGCAGAUGAUCCAUACGAGGUUGUGCUUCUUCCAGACACCAGUAGGAGGAUUGCUCCUCAUAACAGACUUUCGCCCGCACACGCCUGCCUACCUUUGCCUCUAAAAGCCCUAAGCAAUAUACAAGAGUUCGUUGAAACUACUAUUGUACUGAAGAAAGAUAAGAAAAAUGAACUGGGAAUUAGCAUAGCUGGUGGUAGUGACUCUUAUUUAGAACAAAUUUGUGUUUUGGAAGUGCACAAGGAUGGUAUUGCAUACUCAGAUGGAAGACUUCGAAAAGGUGAUGUUAUAUUAGCGGUUAACGACAUGUCUUUUCGAGAAGCUUCUCUGACUGAUGCAGUGAGAUGCUUGAAAGAGACACCCUCUCCAAUCCGGCUGAUUAUCCUUAGAGAGAAUCCUCAGGCUCUUUUCACCACCAACGAGACACCCACGAAAUUCAUUACAGUAGAAUUAAGAAAAUUCAGUAUAAAAGACAGUAUUGGAAUCAGUAUUAUGCAGAGAACAAAUGGCCGUGGCGUCUUCGUUACCUACGUACAGCCCGGCAGCAUUGCUGCAACUCAUGGACGUCGAAUUUCUCAAGGUGAUCAAAUACUUGAAAUUAAUGGACACAACGUUAGAGAGAGUAACCAGAAAGAUGUUGCAAAUAUGAUUGAGAAUUUAGACGGUGCAAUUGUGUUGCUCUUAGGAAGAGUUCCAGCGCUGCACAGCUCUAUUCAGGAGUGGGUUAAAUGGAAAUCCCAGCAGUGCCUAAGGACCAGGACUUCAACCUGGUCUUCAUACACAGCUAACACAAAAGAUAAACUGCAAGUUCAGAGGCCAAGCUUACCGGUAAGCAAGGAAAGUCCAGCGCUUGGUUUCGCAAAUAGUAUUGCUACUGUGAUCUGCUCUGCAGUGAUGCCAGACUUGCCAAUCAUGAUUAAAAGUCCUUGCCCGAGUCCGACAGCUAGCCUUAGAAGAUCGAGGCUUAGCAUUCCGGAAGAUUCUUCAAAAUACAGAAGAGACGGACAGAGGCUAAAAGAAGAUUCAAAGUCUUCGGGAACAGAAAGCAAUUCUCGUGUACCAAGUAUUUUAGUGACGAGCUUUUAAAAUGCCCUGCUAUUUAAGGUUCCAAGGAACUUUUGUCGUAAGCGUACAUUUUAUCAUCAUUGUCAUAAUAUUGGUGACUAUUCAAAAGCAAAUUCCAAGCAAUUUGUAAGACUAUUCACGAGUCUUACAUAGAAUUCAUCAGAAAUGUAUUUUCACAUUUAUAUAAAACUUCUGAGCUAUUCAAAGCAAUAUACACUGGAGUUUUAAUUGUAAUAAUCACCAUAUAUUUUGAAAUAUAUGUAUGGAAGUAUACAAUUUUAAACUUUUUGUGAUUAUAUUUCACUUAAUAUUAUGACCAAUUAGCCGUUUAAAUAAUUCUUGUAGAAGUGAGAUAUGUUAAAUAUUUCCUAAAAGAAAAAAUUAUAUUUUAUAUGUAAGCGAGAUAACGAAGAUUGUAGGUCCAAAGUAAGAUGUACACUAAAAUUUACUUCCGGUUAUCAUGUUUUUGAUCUUACAUGAAAACAAAUUCAUGUGAAAUAUUUAUGCUAUGUGACGUACUAUGUACGUAUUAUCAGCUUCCCUACUUAACAUUGUCAUUUUCUGAUUGUUAGGACAAACUUUAAUUCCAAUUUCAAGUGGAAUUUUAAUUUGAUGUAAAUGUAUUGUGAAAUAUUACAGUAAUUAUUUUUCUCUUA
Parasteatoda tepidariorum (common house spider) is the source of this 2169-nucleotide messenger RNA. Its product is annotated as multiple PDZ domain protein. NCBI's taxonomy places the organism in Eukaryota, Metazoa, Arthropoda, Arachnida, Araneae, Theridiidae. Gene Ontology annotation, cellular component: basolateral plasma membrane; postsynaptic density; postsynaptic membrane. Gene Ontology annotation, biological process: neurotransmitter receptor transport postsynaptic membrane to endosome; embryo development; establishment or maintenance of epithelial cell apical/basal polarity. The record is from RefSeq and is a predicted model, not a curated record. Gene Ontology annotation, molecular function: protein kinase binding.